AUGGCUUCCUCACACUCCCAUGUGUCUUCAAUCAACCAAGCAAGCGCACCGUCCCAACCCCCUGUCGAAAAACCCUCAGCGCCGCCCGUCAAUACCCUCCCCUCCAAAGUAGCACUUGCCUAUUCAUAUGCGCACCCUACACUGAUCUUAGCACUGUGUGCUGCACGAUUCCAGGCAUUGGUCGCCGACCCAAUCCAAGAGCUGCUUACAGACCUUCCAUGGUUGGCUCUCCUUCAACUUCUCUACGUGAUACUCUGUCUUCCACCUGCAGGAUCAACAACUGCCGCGGACAGCUCUGCCAGUGAUGGCAAGGCAACACGCUCGCGUGCAGGAAAGCCUGGAUAUCGCCGAAAGCACUCUGGGAAAAACUGCUGGGCAGGGAUCUGGGCUAAAUUGAUGCCUGCUUUGCUCUCACUAGGUCUGACCACCUUGGUUGCAACUCCGGUUAUCGCUGCGCUACUCGUCAUGUUCGGCGCCCCACUCACCACCCACAACUACGAAACUGUACUCUGCGCAGCCCACAUGGCCUUUCUCUCCGCUUCUACAUUGCUAUACGUCCACGGUGUUGAUGGCUCCGUAUGGAAGGAGAUUUGGAGUAUCGAUCGACCUGCGGACACUGUCUGGGGGAGUGCCCUCGGCACAGGUCUAGGUGCCUGGUUUGGUGCCAUCCCCAUCCCUCUAGACUGGGACCGUCCUUGGCAAGCGUUUCCCAUUACCAUCUUGGUUGGCGCAUACAUCGGCUAUGCGCUUGGAGCAUUGAUCUCCCGGACACCCCUGUUAUAUGGUAGGCGCAUUCAGUUUGCGCCCGAGUCGGAGGAGGAAGACGAGAAGAAGACCAACUAG
Messenger RNA from Penicillium odoratum, 843 nucleotides. Its product is annotated as PIG-F family protein. Gene Ontology annotation, biological process: GPI anchor biosynthetic process. The record is from RefSeq and is a predicted model, not a curated record. Gene Ontology annotation, cellular component: endoplasmic reticulum membrane. Lineage: Eukaryota; Fungi; Ascomycota; Eurotiomycetes; Eurotiales; Aspergillaceae. The coding region runs from base 1 to 843 and encodes 280 amino acids. The transcript is spliced from 2 exons.